Molecule: messenger RNA, 1725 nt
Organism: Protobothrops mucrosquamatus (brown spotted pit viper)
Lineage: Eukaryota; Metazoa; Chordata; Lepidosauria; Squamata; Viperidae
Gene: ITK
Product: IL2 inducible T cell kinase
Exons: 16
Biological process (GO): peptidyl-tyrosine autophosphorylation; B cell receptor signaling pathway; adaptive immune response
Molecular function (GO): protein binding; ATP binding; non-membrane spanning protein tyrosine kinase activity
Source: RefSeq, a predicted model, not a curated record
AAAAAAAGAAUUUUAAAGGGUUCAGUUGAACUAUCCAAGAUUAAAUGUGUAGAACUUGUGAAAAGUGACAUCCCAGUUCCAUGUCACUAUAAAUAUCCUUUCCAGAUUUUUCAUGAUAGCUAUAUGCUCUACAUCUUUGCUCCCAACCUAGCAAGCUGCCAGAAAUGGGUCAUGGUUCUGAAAGAAGAAACUCAGAACAACACCACUUUGGUGUCAAAGUUUCACCCAAAUUUCUGGAUAGAUGGACGAUGGAGAUGUUGUGCUCAGCUAGAAAAGAUGGCAACAGGCUGCACGGAGUAUAUUCCAGCCAAGACUGCCUCUAAUAAACCUCUUCCGCCUACACCGGAGAAUAACAUGAAAUUAUCACUGGAUACCAAGGAAUCUUCAGUAGUUGCCAUUUAUGAUUAUAUUGCUCAGAAUCCUCAGGAACUGACAUUACGAUGCAAUGAGGAAUAUUAUGUUAUUGAUAACUCUGAAGUCCAUUGGUGGUUGGUUCAGGAUAAGAAUGGGCAUGGAGGAUAUGUGCCAAGCAGCUACAUAGUAGAAAAAUCACCAGAUAAUCUUCAAAUAUAUAAUUGGUACAACAAGAAUAUCAGCAGAAACAAAGCAGAAGCAAUGCUCAGGGAAGAGGAUAAAGAAGGAGCUUUCAUGGUGAGAGACUCAAGGCAGCCUGGCACCUAUACAGUCUCUGUCUUCACAAAAGCAUUAAACAAUGACAACAGCCCUGUUAUAAAGCACUAUCACAUCAAGGAGACCAAUGACAAGCCCAAGAGGUAUUACCUGGCAGAGAAACAUAUUUUUGAUUAUAUCCCGGAACUGAUCAAUUACCACCAGUAUAAUGCAGGAGGUCUUGUUACUCGAUUGAGAUAUGCUGUCUCCUCCUGGAGAGAAAAAGCUCCUGUUACAGCUGGAUUAAGUUAUGGUAAAUGGAUUAUUAGUCCGCAAGAACUAACAUUUGAACAGGAGAUCGGUGUUGGUGAGUUUGGGGUGGUUCAUCUUGGUUAUUGGCUUGAUCGGAUGAAAGUGGCUAUAAAGACAAUUCGCACAGGAACAAUGUCAGAAGAAGACUUUAUUGAAGAGGCCCAAGUCAUGAUGAAAGUAUCUCAUCCCAAAUUGGUCCAGUUACAUGGGGUAUGCAUGCAAAAUUCUCCUAUAUGUUUAGUAUUUGAGUUCAUGGAGUUUGGAUGUUUAUCUGAUUACCUGAAAAGGCAACGUGGAAGCUUAUCAAAGGAAGACCUUCUCGGAAUGUGUCAAGAUGUUAGUGAGGGAAUGGCUUAUCUUGAGGAGGCAUCUGUCAUUCAUAGAGAUCUGGCUGCUCGGAACUGUUUGGUGGGCGAAUUUCAAGUUGUCAAAGUGUCAGAUUUUGGAAUGUCACGGUAUGUUCUUGAUGAUCAAUAUACCAGUUCCAUGGGUACUAAAUUCCCCAUCAGGUGGUCAGCACCAGAGGUUUUUUCCUAUAACCGCUAUAGCACCAAAUCGGAUGUAUGGUCAUUUGGAGUAUUGAUGUGGGAGGUAUUCUCUGAAGGCAAAACUCCUUAUGAGAAUCGGACAAAUGCUGAGGUGGUAGAAGAAGUCAGUGCUGGCCUCCGAUUGUAUAAACCCAGACUUGCUUCCAAUAGCAUUUAUAAUCUUAUGCAACAUUGUUGGAAUGAGAAGCAAAACGACAGACCACCUUUUUCUCACCUGCUCUGCCAUCUCAAUGAAAUUUCUGAAUCUGAUCUUUAA